Nicotiana tabacum (common tobacco) is the source of this 1329-nucleotide messenger RNA. NCBI's taxonomy places the organism in Eukaryota, Viridiplantae, Streptophyta, Magnoliopsida, Solanales, Solanaceae. The record is from RefSeq and is a predicted model, not a curated record.
AUGAGUAAGAGUGAUGUUCAUGUAGUAAUGCUACCAUGGUCUGCAUUUGGUCACCUUAUUCCAUUUUUCAAUCUCUCCAUAUCCUUAGCCAAAGUAGGAGGAAUUCAUGUCUCAUUCAUAUCCACUUCCAGAAAUAUCAAAAGACUCCCUAAAGUUCCCCCAAACUUAGCACACCUUGUAAAACUAGUGGAAUUUCCAAUGCCAACUCUUGACGACAAGAGUCUUUUGCCUGAAGAUGUUGAAGCUACUUCUGAUCUUCCUAAUUAUUUAGAACAACUCCAGUACCUGAAAGCAGCUUAUGAUCUUCUCCAAGAACCAAUCGAACAGUUCAUUGCAGAUAAAAAACCUGAUUGGAUUAUUGUCGAUUUCGCCCAAUAUUGGAUAGUUGAGUUUGCUGAAACUCGCGAUAUACCUUUAAUUUACUUUAGUAUUUUUCCUGCUGCUGCAGUAGGUUUUUCAAUUGCUGCAUCAGCUACAGACAAGUCAGUAGUUGAAAGUUUCACCUCACCAGCGUCUGAGAUGCUGCAAGUUCCGUCGUCGACUUUGUCCAUGGCUAUACGAGGUUGCCAAGAAUUUGAUGGUGAGUAUUUGGAUGCGGUACAUAAAGUAAUCAACAAGCCUGCCAUUCCAGUUGGAUUAUUACCACCCGCUGAAACGUCAAGAAACUGCAGCUUCAAUUACGAAGAUGAUGAUCAGUCAAUAUUAUGGCAGGAAAUGUUCAAAUGGCUCGAUCAACAGAAACCCAUGUCAGUUUUAUUCGUUGGGUUUGGAAGCGAAAUGGAACCGAGUAAAGACCAGGUGGAUGAAAUAGCAUAUGGGCUUGAGCUCUCUGGGCUAUCAUUCAUAUGGAUACUACAGAAGAGUAGUUGGAUGAUUAAUUCAGAUCCUUUGCCUACAAGUUUUGGAUUGAGAAGAGGGGAAAAAUUAGGGGUGGUGCACAUUGGAUGGGCCCCACAAAAGGAAAUUUUAGCACAUCCUUGUAUUGGGUUUACUCUAAAUCAUGGAGGGUGGGGUUCUGUUGCAGAAAGUCUGCAACAUGGUCAUGUUCUUGUUCUUCUGCCAUUAAUGUAUGAUCAAGGCCUAAAUGCAAGAAUGUUAGUAGAAAAAGGACUGGGAGUUGAAGUGGAGAGAAAUGAAGAAGAUGGUUCAUUUACUAGAAAUGAUAUAUCUAACGCGUUGACAUACGCCAUGGUUUCUAAAGAAAGUGAAGAGCUCAGGGCAAGAACAACAAAAGCUACUUCUAUUUUUGGAGAUAGGAAGUUGCAUGAUUCUUACAUUGCUAGCUUUAUUGAGUAUCUGAAAACUAAUAGGAAUAAAUCUGUGCCUUAA